AUGCACGAGCCGCAGCCGGCGACCUUGGGGCGGGGGGGGGGGGGGGGGGGGGGUGCUCCGCUGGGGACGCGGCGAGGCCUAGGCCUGCGGGGGCCCAGCCGGGGGCGGGAGCUCCAGAGCCGGCAGGAACUUGGAGCCGGGCGGUACUUAGACCCACGUGCGGCCUCUGGCUCGCUUCCGCCUUCUGGCCCUGACCCUGCGGUGAAGGACCUAACUCUUCCUGCCGCCGAGCCGGUCAGACGCAUCUCAGGUCAGAGCAGGGGCGAGAGGCAUCCUGCGCUGCUAACCCUGGGGAGUUCAGACCUGUCAGAACGGGUCACCCACGUCAGACGGUGGCCACGGAUGACCCUGGACAGAGCCACACUUGGAGGUCCCUGCCUGGGGGAGUCUCAGGACCAGAGAGUUGCUGGGACUAUGGUGCAGACCCGGGUCAGCUGGGGCCCCAUCCUCACAGCUGACGCUGGGCCUUAG
Rangifer tarandus platyrhynchus (Svalbard reindeer) is the source of this 471-nucleotide messenger RNA. Lineage: Eukaryota; Metazoa; Chordata; Mammalia; Artiodactyla; Cervidae. The record is from the annotation of a GenBank genome assembly.